AUGGCGGCUAGUAAAUCAAAAUACCCUCUUGGUUCUCCUCAAGAACAUAUUCAAAUGUGUCAAAAGCAUGAUUUUCCUAUCGAUAUGGUGUGUGAGGACUGUGAUGUAUUCAUUUGUUCCACGUGUGCCAAAUCGGACCACAAUGGACAUAACUGGGUCACGCAGGCUACGGCUGCCAUUCAUAGGAAAAGGGAACUCCUUAAAUAUCUAAGGAAAAUAAAGAAAGAGCAGCUGCCAGCGAUUGAUGAGAAAAUAUUAAAAAAGAAGACUGAGAAUGAAGGUACAUAUGACUCCCUAAUUAAAAAGGUACAGAAGCAGUUUGAUGAAAUCGUAGCCAGAUUAACAGAAAUUAAGAAAAGCAUUGAGGAAGCAUUGAAAGGUGAACUUGGUAAGAAAAACAAACAUUUAGAAAAUGAAACAUCUCGAAUAGAAAAGAAGAAGAAGAAUAUACUCGAAAUAGUGGAAUACCUAGAGGAGAACAACAGUUCUAUGUCUGAUAAGAACUUAAUAGAGAACCACAGAGACCUGACGCAUUUGCUAGAUGACUUGGACAUUGACCUAGAGAACUGUUCAAUCCGCUUCAGAGGAGGGGAAAUUGAUGUUGAUUUGUUGGAGUCCAUGUUUGGUCAAAUUUUUAAUAUAGAUGAUAUCAGUGCUAAGGAAACAAAUUCAUUUCAAUACGGGGAACAUCCGGUUUUAGUUUCAGAGGCUUUAAGUGAAGAUGAAUGUUACAUACGGGAUGGAGAAUCAGAUUUCAUUGAAUUGGUCAACAGACAAGGCGAGAAGAAGCAGAAAUUUACUAUUGAUUUUAAUGAUAUGUGUGUAACUACUAAUGGUAUUUAUUUCACAUUGAGAGAGGAAAGUACCAUCUGUUACCUUUCUUCAUCAGGAUCCAUCUCAGAACUUUUGAGUACAGAUCCCCUGGUACCUUUAGGAAUCUUUAAUUCAUUGGACAGUGGAUUUUUUGUUUCUUUACAAGAUUCAGAAACAGAUGAUUAUCCACUGGAAUCACACAGCAGACGUUUAGUGAAAUACUUGACAUUGACCGGUGAUGUCAUUCACGAGUACGAGUACCAAGAGGACGGUCAAACCAGACUGUUUACAUUGCCAGGAAGACUCUGUCAAAACUUUAACUCUGAUAUUUGUGUUAUGAACAUAACAAGUGACAAUGCAGGUGAGAUUGUAAUUGUAUCUGUCUCUGGUCGUUUGCGAUCUAGCUAUCUUGGGCAGAACCUGAAUGAGAACUUUUUUCCAGUAGACUUGGUGUGCGACUCGACCUACAACAUUCUUGUUAUUGAUCCAGGUAAUAGUCUCAUCCAUUUGCUGAGUCCUAAAGGGGAAUUUUUGAAAUACUUAUUGACAGAAAAAGAAAUAUCCCCAUCAACAUUAACACUGUGCAGAUCUGCACUGUGGAUGGGAACUGCUGAAGGGCUUGUGAAAGUGUUUAAGUAUAAAAGUUUCCCGUAA
Molecule: messenger RNA, 1467 nt
Organism: Saccostrea echinata
Lineage: Eukaryota; Metazoa; Mollusca; Bivalvia; Ostreida; Ostreidae
Exons: 1
Coding region: 1-1467 (488 amino acids)
Biological process (GO): positive regulation of DNA-templated transcription
Cellular component (GO): chromatin; nucleoplasm
Molecular function (GO): ubiquitin-protein transferase activity; zinc ion binding
Source: RefSeq, a predicted model, not a curated record